Molecule: messenger RNA, 1431 nt
Organism: Micromonas pusilla CCMP1545
Lineage: Eukaryota; Viridiplantae; Chlorophyta; Mamiellophyceae; Mamiellales; Mamiellaceae
Exons: 3
Biological process (GO): nucleotide-excision repair
Cellular component (GO): transcription factor TFIIH holo complex; transcription factor TFIIH core complex
Molecular function (GO): ATPase activator activity; double-stranded DNA binding
Source: RefSeq, a predicted model, not a curated record
CCCCACACGCGCGCGAUGGCGUCCGCGUUUCUGGGGUUCAUCUCCCAGCUCCCUCCGCGGCACGUCGACCGCCUGUACAACUCCCCGCACGCGUGCCUCGCGGUCCUGCGCUCGCUCCCCGAGCUCGCGAAGCACUACUGCAUGCGACUGAUGUACGUCGAGGGAGGCGUUCCGUCGAUCGAUAUGGACGAGUGGGUGACCGACCUCGGCCGCGACGCGCACGCGGAGAGCGUUCGCCGCAUGCGCGAGCUCAGGGUAAUGCUGCCGCUGGAGGACGUCACCGGCGCGGCGGGAGACGGCGAGUCGCUCGGUCUGAACCCGAAGUUUCAGCGCGGGAUGCGCUCCAUCAUGGAGGGCGGAGGAUUCGGCGACGGAUUCGACGACGACGACGCGGCGACCGCGAGCGACCUCGGGAGCGCGCUGCCGUCGCCCGAGGACCUGGAGUCGUACGCGAAAGGGCGAUGGGAGGCGCUGCUGUUGACGCUCACGGGCGCGAGCGACGCGUUCGCGGCGGCGGGCGCGAACGCCGCCGACCUCGACGUCGGCGCUCUGUUCCGCGCCGCGGGUUUGAUCGGGGACGCGUCCAAGGGCGAGAAAGAGGGCGUCACCGAGGCGGGGUUCAAGUUCUUGCUGAGCACCGCGCGGGAGCAGAUAUGGGCGCUGUUGGACGCGCCCGCGGUGCUGAGCUUCCUUCUCAAGCUCACGUUCCAAGCCCCCGGGGUGGCGUACUCCACGGACGGCUUGCCGGCGUCGCAAAAGGGCGUCGUUCGAGACGUCGCGAAACUCGGUCUGCUGUACCCGCUCGCGGCGGCGGGGAAAGGGUACUACGUCCCAACGUCGCUGAGCAGCGGUCUCUCGGGCGGCGGUGGCGGCGACGACGACGGCGACGGCGGAGUUGGGGGCGGGGGGAAGAAGAGCGGCGACGGCGGCGGCGUCGGCGCGCGGGGGCACAUCAUCGUGGAGACCAAUUUCCGAGUGUACGCGUACACGUCGAGUGCGGUCGAGGUUGAGAUUUUGCGGCUGUUCACGCGCCCGGAUUAUAAGCUUCCGAACCUGUACGUCGGGAUGAUGACUCGCGAGGCGGUCGUGACGGCGCUGCGCGGGGGGAUCAGCGCGGAGCAGAUCGUGUCGUAUCUGCGGAAACACGCGCACCCUCAGGCGAGGAAGACGCCCGGGCCGGCGAUACCGGCGACGGUGUGCGACCAGAUUCGGCUGUGGUCCAAGGAUGAGAAUCGCGUCAAGUACACGCCGUGCGUGUUGUACUGCGACUUUCCGACCGGGACCGGGAUGUUCGAGAAGGUGGCCGAGAUCGCGAAGGAGAGAGGAUUGUACCUCUGGGGGGAUCCGGUCGGUCUGAAGCUCGCCGUGCGCGAGGAAGGGCACGAGAGCAUGAAGGACGUCUUCAAGAAGAUACGCGCGGGGGAACUGUGA